AUGCAUUUCAUCAAUGUCCACACGAAUCUGCUGAUCACCUUCUUCCUCAGAAAGAGCGUUCUGGCAGCACCAACUGGAGAUCCUCUUCUUGGUUACAACCCUUCAAACGUUGUCAUCAACCAAGAUACCGACAAUCUCAACUAUGAACUUGCACCAGGCCAAACAGAUCCAGCAACUGUAGGCGCUUAUCUGGAUUUCAGCACAAUUCAGAACCCUCAACCCAUCCGAGGCUCCAAAGGUGGCACUGACCCAGGCCCAAGAACUUCACCAUACGAUAUCCUUAAUCCCGAUAAACUUGCACCUCCGGGCACAGACCAUGGAAGUGUGAGUAAUGCACAAUGGCCUAUGGGACUCAGUCAUGCGAAGCUAGGACUCGACCACGGAGGAUGGUCGAGACAGCAAAACGUUGACAAUAUACCUGUUGCCACAGAAAUGGCAGGCGUAGAUAUGCGUUUGGAGGAGGGCGCGUACCGCGAAUUACAUUGGCAUAAGGCGGCAGAGUGGGCUUACAUCUUCAAUGGGAGUGUGAGACUUCAAGCUGUUAAUGAUGAAGGCCAGACCUUUGUCGAUGAUUUGAGUGCGGGUGAUGUUUGGUAUUUCCCUCCAGGCGUGCCACACUCUCUGCAAGGAUUGAAGGGCGGAGUAGAAUUUCUCUUGGUCUUCGAUGACGGAAGCUUCUCCGAAGACAAUACCUUCUUGGCUUCAGAAGUCUUUGCACAUAACCCAAUUGAAGUCCUUUCCAAAAACUUCCAACUUCCCAAAUCUGCCUGGUCCGAUAUCCCUUCUGGAGAACUCUUCAUUUUCCCCGGCACAAAGGCUCCCACCGAUAUAGCCGAACAGAACAUCACCGGCUCAGCUGGUCUCGUGCCUAAAGAAUUCUCCUACUCGUACCAUCUCUCUAAAGCCCCUCUGACACACGAUACCCCCGGCGGAACGAUCAAGAUACUCGAUCCAAAAUCCUUUCCUCUCGCAGCUCAAUUUUCUACCGCAAUCGUAACUCUGCAUCCUGGAGCUAUGCGCGAAAUUCACUGGCACACCACAAGCGAUGAAUGGAACUUCUUCAUAUCUGGUAGUGCGAGAAUUAGUAUAUAUGCAGCUCAGGGGCUAGCAAGAACAUUCGAUUAUCGUGCGGGUGAUUGUGGAUAUAUCCCCAAGGGAAUGACGCAUUAUGUUGAGAAUACAGGGAAUGACGAUGUGAUAUUCAUUGAAGUUUUGCAGGCAGAUCAUUUCUCGGAUAUUUCGGUCGGCCAAUGGGUUGGUUUGACGCCCAAGCAGAUUGUAGCUGAUACGCUCAACUUAUCCAACGAGACGGUGUCGGCUUUUAAGAAGGAGAAGCAAUAUAUUGUGACAGGUGAUGUCCCGGAGUGA
Molecule: messenger RNA, 1368 nt
Organism: Botrytis fragariae
Lineage: Eukaryota; Fungi; Ascomycota; Leotiomycetes; Helotiales; Sclerotiniaceae
Product: putative oxalate decarboxylase protein
Exons: 4
Coding region: 1-1368 (455 amino acids)
Biological process (GO): oxalate metabolic process
Source: RefSeq, a predicted model, not a curated record